CAUGUACAUAUUUUCUUUUUGCAAUUUCAUAGCGAGGACAGCGGUGGCAAUAAUAAUCGCCGCUGCACUCUUUCUUCUGUUGUCGCCGCCUUUGUCCCGUAGCGGUUCAUUCCUUUCUUCUUCCUACCCUUUCAUGUCUGCCUUUUGCCUUUUUUUCAUCCUUCCUACAUCCAUUUUAUUUUCAUUUGUCUUUUAUUUCUUUGGCUCGACUUCACCCGCUUCUUGCAAUGGCCAGUUGGCAGUAACAUCCUUAACCAGAAAUAAAAGAAUGGGAUGA
Messenger RNA from Meloidogyne enterolobii, 277 nucleotides. The record is from the annotation of a GenBank genome assembly. Lineage: Eukaryota; Metazoa; Nematoda; Chromadorea; Rhabditida; Meloidogynidae.